GAGCUUGGCCGGAGUCCUCCGAGUCUGCUGACUGCGUGCGCUGUCGGGUGUCCCGCUUUCUUCGCUCCUUUUUGAUUCCGGUCCUGGGAAGCGCUGAUCUCUCAUCUCUUUUUUGGCUGUGGGUGUCCCGGCCGGGCUCUCUCUCUCUCCGCACAUGUUCCUAGGGCGCCAUCUCUUUGCAAAACCCUCCGUCCUCCCGCAGGUCUCCCAGAGGCUGCUUCGGAGCGUGUGAACAUCGCAGGCUCCAGCGCAGUCCAACCUGCGGAGCCAAGCAUGCUUCCCAGCCCCCGAGGCUGCCCGGGCUGCCGCUCCGCCUAGACCUCUCUGGCUCUCCAGCUAGGCAGCGCUCUUUCCUUGAUUUCCCUGUCCCCGGCACACUUGUGGACCAAACUUUCCGGAAGCUGACUGAGGACGUGAACCUGACUUUUUUUUUUAGCAGAGGUUUUAAGACCCGGAGGAUACAAUGUUCACUAAACUCUUCCAGCAGUGGAGUUUCGCGGUGUUUCUGCUGAGUUAUUCCGUGCCCUCUCACGGGAGAUCAGUUGAGGGGAUCAGCCGCAGACUCAAACGAGCUGUAUCAGAGCACCAGCUAUUACAUGACAAGGGCAAGUCAAUCCAAGAUUUACGGAGAAGAAUAUUCCUUCAAAAUUUAAUUGAAGGUGUCAACACUGCAGAGAUCCGUGCAACUUCAGAGGUUUCACCUAACCCUAAGCCUGCUACCAACACGAAGAACUACCCUGUACGAUUUGGUAGUGAAGAUGAGGGCAGAUACCUAACUCAGGAGACAAACAAAUCACAGACCUACAAAGAGCAGCCCAUGAAGGUAUCAGGGAAGAAAAAGAAAGCAAAGCCUGGAAAACGCAAGGAACAAGAGAAGAAAAAGAGACGAGCCCGCUCAGCUUGGCUAAAUUCUGGCAUGUAUGGAAGCAUCGUGACUGAGAGCCCACUCUUGGACAACACUGUUACUACACAUAAUCACAAUUUAAGGAGGCGCUGACAUAUUCAGCAAGAGAUUUUUGGAAGACAUAUUGCAGUAUUCUGUAAUAGUGAACAUAUGGGAAGUAUUAAAAUAUUUAUUACCUGUAAAUAUUGUAAAUGCUCAGAAUAAAACCUUUCCCCCCAUUGCUCUCUGAAACUGCACAUUUGGUUAUUGUGAAUUUUCCCCCUUUUUUCUUUUUUCUUUUUUUUUUUUUGCUAAGGCUAAGACAAUUAUUAUUGUCACAUUUACCAUAAUUUAUUUUGUUGACCGGUGUAUUUAUUUUGUGAACGUAUCUUGGUGCUGCUGACUUUCUAUAUUUUUUGUAACAUAAUGCACUUUAGAUAUACAUAUCGAGUACAUUGAUAACUGACAUAAAAUGUUCCUGUCUUGUGGUUGACUUCAAUGAAUGCCUACAUACAAUUGUUCAAAUUGAUUUUCCUUUGUGCAUGUAUAAUAGCAAUAUUUUAAAAUUUGUAAAGAAUGUCUAAUAAAAUAUAAUCUAAUUAAAUCAUGA
Melopsittacus undulatus (budgerigar) is the source of this 1493-nucleotide messenger RNA. RefSeq names its product parathyroid hormone like hormone (gene PTHLH). The record is from RefSeq and is a predicted model, not a curated record. Bases 464 to 997 code for a protein of 177 amino acids. Gene Ontology annotation, molecular function: hormone activity. NCBI's taxonomy places the organism in Eukaryota, Metazoa, Chordata, Aves, Psittaciformes, Psittaculidae. Gene Ontology annotation, biological process: bone mineralization. The transcript is spliced from 4 exons. Gene Ontology annotation, cellular component: extracellular region.